UCCAUGGAAUAGAGCACUCAGUUUCCGGAAACUACACGUGUUCAGCCUCUAACCUUUUUGGCGAUGACUCUAUCACUUAUACCCUUGUCGUUGUGAUGCCUCCCAAAGCACCAGUUCUCGAGCUCCAGUACACGACCACUCACAGCGUUAAACUAAGAUGGAAUCAUCCUGAGAAUGGAGGGGCAACGAUUCAAGGAUAUGUUUUAAGCUACAAGCGAGAUCCUGGAAAUUGGGAAGAGAUUAUGCUCUCCCCAGAGCAGACAGAAUUUACUUUGAGUGGAUUAAAAUGUGGCUCAUCGUACUUGGGACAUCUUACGGCUCAUAAUCGAGUGGGUACCGGUGACCCUAGUCCUACGAUCAGUACGACCACUAAGGGAUCAGCACCGAAACUCCCGAAGGAACGGGAAAUCAUCACUGCGAACGCCACCUCUUUCCGGUUAAAUCUGUUGCAGUGGCCCAAUGGCGGUUGUCCAAUUCAUUAUUACACGGUGGAAUAUCGAAGAAGAAUGAACACCGAAUCCUGGAUUCUGGUCGCCAGCAAAGCUACCGACAAUUUGAUAAUAAGAGAUCUGAAACCAGCUGCCUGGUACACAUUACGAUUAACUGCCCACAACGACGCUGGAAAGACUCAAGCGCAGAUGGAAUUUGCGACAACAACAUUGAGUGGAAUUAGCAUUUCUCCACCAAAUGAUUUGAUUAUGGAUGAUGAAUUGGAUAGGACUCCGCAAAAUCACAAAGUGCUGUACGUGGCUGUUCUACUUGUCUGCGCUACUGUACUCAUUAUAUCGGCUGUUACUCUUGGAUAUGUCAUGCUGAAAAGGACGGGCAGGUCAAGUUAUAUAGGGGAAAUAUUACCCGGUCAGCAGAGACCACCAGGGGGUUUAGGGAUUGGUCAGCAACAACAUCAGAAUCAUCAUCAUACGAACAGUUGCAUGUCCACGGUGCAGUUGAAAACGGUGGAAAGGGAUAACAGGAGGAAUCAUCAGGUUUAUACGAGCUCACCGGUCAAGCAGGAUAAUCAUAAAUCUAAUGAUCAUGGUUCAGAAAUGUAUGAAAUCAGUCCGUAUGCAACAUUCAGUGUUCCUGGACGAGAGAAUCGUUCAGUAACAACAGCUACAUUGGACUACACAAUGCAAUUCAAGACAUUCGGUCAUUUAGAGAAUGAAGACAUUAAUACAAUUGACUAUGAACAAUCCAGUGUAGACUUCGAAAGGUCUAAAACGCCAAGGUGGCAUAAACAGCGUUAUUUUCCGAGCAUCGCGGAAGCAGAGGGAAAAAUAAGAUCAAGUCGACCGGGGUCUGGCAGCGACACGUCUGGGAGUCCUUGUGGCGAGUGCGCUGGGCCAAGUUACCGAAUUCCUGUAAAACCUUGCAGAGAUGUUUUCUCACGUGGAGUUGAAUCGAGUACUGAAUCGAAUAAUGAAGGUUCACCAUCGUUCACUCGACGACGCAGUCGACAGCCGAGCCGGUCCUCUCGCAGUUCGGUGGAGGAUAUGAUGUUGAUGCCACCGAGUGGUUUCAGCGACAGCCGUGAAUUGAGUGAGGCGGAAUGCGAUCGUGAUCGUGAUUGGCAGGGGCUUUCCAUUGCAACCCGGCAUGGUGGUAGUCUUGGCAGAUUGCCAAUUGAGGCUGUAGAAACUAUGCUCGCUAGGUAUCAGCAGCGAAAGGAACAGGAGAGACAGGAGUUUUCGAUACAUGUAUGAUGGAGCUACAUAUGGAAAGAGUUUCGAGAUGGCCACGUAAUCUUCGCGGGACGAGGGAAGCCCGAAAAUGCCGAAUAAAUCGAAUUUAUAUUUCUUUACCAAACAUAAAAAAAACGUAUACAAUCGGUUGGAAUCAUCCAUUCGAUCUUCGCCUGGUUUUUUACAAUUAAAUCAUUGAAAUAAAUUAUUACAUCAAAAAAAUUUAAUAAUUCAUCAACAAAAUCGCUCCUCGCCUCGAUUAUGUAAGUCAGUUGUACAUAUGUGUUGAGUGAGUGCAAUUAAUUAUUGUUAAUAAAUUCCAAAAAUUUGACGGGUUUUUAACUCAUUGAUCAAUGAUGCAAGAAAUUUUUCGCAUAGAGAAUCGAAGAAUUGUCAAAAUAAUUGUUCAAUAAGUCCGUAAAUAACACAGAUGAUGAAAAUAUAUAAUUGAAAGCCCAGAAUAGGGUUAACGAUACCAAAAAGACUCUUCGAGGGUGUAUGUUCUCUUAUUUCACUGACAUCCAUUAUAGAAAUCCUAAUUUACACCCUGUGCCAUGGAGAUAAGAAACUCAAGAAGUUAAUCAACUCAAAGUCUUGUACUACUUUAAAAUAAAAUACUUAACAAAAACUGCCACAUACUUCUGGAGGCUGCAAUAGAUUGUCAAUGUAAUGGUUGAAAAAAAAUGUAAUGAAAACGAUAAGCAGUGGAGACUGAUUGUGCGUAAAACGCCGCCAUCUGGAGUGCAUGUACUUAAUAACAAUUGUAAUUUAGUGAACUACUGAAUUUAAAUAACUAUUAUUUGUUUCCACUGAACUAAGAAAAAAAUUGAGUCUAAUUAUGCUGCAUGAUGAGCAUGUGAUUAGCUGAAUUUAUAAAGUCGUAUUUCUCGUCUUAAAAACUGUAGUAAGAGAGACAAGCCAAUGAAAUGCCAAAGAUGUUUGGAUCGAAAUUGUGGGGUGUUAGAUUGAUUGAUGCAUUUUAAAUACGUUUGAUAU
Molecule: messenger RNA, 2678 nt
Organism: Diachasma alloeum
Lineage: Eukaryota; Metazoa; Arthropoda; Insecta; Hymenoptera; Braconidae
Product: Down syndrome cell adhesion molecule-like protein Dscam2
Exons: 7
Coding region: 96-1703 (535 amino acids)
Molecular function (GO): protein binding
Source: RefSeq, a predicted model, not a curated record